Molecule: messenger RNA, 324 nt
Organism: Nerophis lumbriciformis (worm pipefish)
Lineage: Eukaryota; Metazoa; Chordata; Actinopteri; Syngnathiformes; Syngnathidae
Source: RefSeq, a predicted model, not a curated record
AUGGCGAGGUUUUUGAGGCCUAACAUCCGCAAUUUGUUCUCUUUGCAGCUGAGAAUGUCAUCCGACCAGCUAGGGGAGCUGGGUAAAGGUGCAGGAAAAGGCGGCGGAGCCGGCGGGUCCAUCCGAGAGGCAGGAGGAGCCAUGGGAAAGAAACAGGCAGCUGAGGAGGAAAUGUACUUUAAGCGCAAGGAGCAAGAGCAGCUGGCUGCACUGAAGCAACACCACCAGGAGGAAAUCGACCACCAUAAAAAGGAGAUCGAGCGUCUGCAGCGGGAGAUCGACCGUCACAAGGGGAAGAUCAGGAAGCUGAAGCACGACGACUAA